Messenger RNA from Microbotryum saponariae, 700 nucleotides. NCBI's taxonomy places the organism in Eukaryota, Fungi, Basidiomycota, Microbotryomycetes, Microbotryales, Microbotryaceae. The record is from the annotation of a GenBank genome assembly.
AUGCCAAUCGGUUCCGAAGCAUUCUGGCAACAUCUGGACUCUGUCGAGCAGCUGAAGUCAACCAUCUCGGAUAACGUUGAUUGGCUAAGCAAUGUUGAGGUCAAUGACAAACGCGACGCCGCGUACAUCAAGCUGGCAAGCGCCUUGCUUGUUGCAUUUCGAACCCCUUCACUGCAAUCGAGAAAAGUUGCUCAUCACGUCGGCGUCUGCAUGCACCACAGUGCGCUAUAUUUACACAAAGCCGUCACCAGCAAUGCCUCACUGCAGUGUUGAGAGCACCGAAUCCCUCGGCCUCGUCUCCAACAUUGUGAUUCAGGAGCUCUUUCCUACGCAAGCCAGUUCCGGAGUCUUCACCAAUCGCAACAGCCGCGGCCAAGCUCGAAUCUUCUUCUUGAAUGGUCACCGGGUCGUCAGCUGCCAUGACACUUACAACUCGAGCAUGCAGACCGUUGAGCCCCCAGCUGGUUUUGGCUUCGACGGCCACACUUGGCGAGUCCUGGACCCACAGGCGCAAGCGCGAUAUUACCAGCUGCAAAGCUUCAAAGGGGUCCUUGUAGCGUCGUUGGCCCCGAUUCGAAAGGGACUUGCGCAUGCUGGCAAGGAGAGGGGUAUUAAUGCAGACGGAGGGAGCGGAGCCGAUAAGCGGUCGGGAUCUUCGCAGGGUCCAAGCGGCCGGCUGUCAAAGCGGACGCGACGUUAG